Menidia menidia (Atlantic silverside) is the source of this 2319-nucleotide messenger RNA. NCBI's taxonomy places the organism in Eukaryota, Metazoa, Chordata, Actinopteri, Atheriniformes, Atherinopsidae. The record is from the annotation of a GenBank genome assembly.
UUGCUCUGUGUGAUGGAGAAGACGUAUUCCCUAACUGCCCACUACGAUGAGUUCCAGGAGGUCAAGUACGGCGGCCGCUACAGCAGCGACAUCCUCAGCAAUGGCAUGACCCUUCACCUGGGGGGCAGCCUUGACCGCCACGUGGGGCGAGCGCGCGGGGGGACCUGGUCAAACGGCCGAAACAAAGACUUAGGCAACGCCGGCGGCGGCGGGGGCCUUCCCCGGUGGAGCCGGAGGGAGAUCUGUCUACUAUCCGCGCUGGUCUUCGCCGCGGGCAUGUGCGUCAUCCUGGGGAGCAUGCUGGCGCUCAAGUACAUUUCCCUGGACGCCCAGCAGGACCCCCACUGCCGGCAGGACUGCCAGCGCAAGCGCUCCCUCCUGCGGGCGGCCCGCUUCGUCCAGGCCAACAUCGACCCCACCAUCCAGCCCUGCCAGGACUUCUACUCGUUUGCCUGCGGCGGCUGGCUGCGGCGCCACGGCAUCCCCGAGGACAAGCUGAGCUACGGCAUCAUCACGGCCAUCGGGGAGCACAACGAGGAGAAGCUGCAGCGCCUCCUGCUGGAGCCCGUCCGGAGGCAAGGGCCCCACUCGGCCGAGCGCAAGGUCAAGGAGUUCUACCGGUCCUGCGUCAACAUCCAGGAGAUCGACAAGCUGGGGUCGGGGCCCAUGACCGAGGUGAUAGGCAGCUGCGGAGGGUGGGACCUGGAGGGGGCCCCCCAGGGCGCCGCCGGGUGGGAGACCGCGGGGGGGUCGCACAGGCCGGACUUCAACGAGCUGCUCUACAGGACCCAGGGGGUGUACAGCACCGCCGUCUUUUUCUCCCUCACCGUUAACGUGGACGAUAAAAACUCAUCCAGGAACGCCAUCAGGAUAGACCAGGAGGGGCUCACACUGCCGGAGCGGAGUCUGUAUCUGGGACAGGAUGAGGACAGUGUGAAGAUCCUGGCAGCGUACAAGGCUCUGAUGGAGCGCUUGCUGAGCAUGCUGGGAGCUCACAACGCCACGAAGAUGUCCAAGGAGAUCAUACAGCUGGAGACUCAACUGGCCAAUCUUCACUGGAAACGAUUGCUGGACAGGAUUUUCCACGACAACUUCCCCGAGGACGAGGAGAUCGUCGUGCUCGCCACGGACUACAUCCGGAAGGUCUCCGACAUCAUCGGAGACUCUCAGAAGAGGGUUCUCCACAACUACAUGCUGUGGCGCAUUGUGGCAGCCCUGAGUGAACAUCUGUCCACCGCCUUCCGCAGCACCAUCCACGAGUUUUCCAGAGAGAUCGAUGGCACGGAGCAGCAGCUGGAGCUGGGCAGGCUCUGCCUCACCCAGGCCAACAAACACUUUGGCAUGGCCUUGGGGAGCUUGUUUGUCCAGCAACACUUCUCCUCACAGAGCAAAGCCAAGGUACAGGAGCUGGUAGAGGACAUAAAGCAUUCCCUGGACCUUCGGCUACAGGAGCUGGACUGGAUGGAUGAAACCACCAAGGAGGCUGCUAAAGCAAAGCUAAAGCACAUGAUGGUGAUGACAGGAUACCCAGACUACUUGCUCAAACCUGAGCUCAUUGAUCAAGAAUAUGGGUUUGAUGUGGAUGAGAAGACCUACUUCAAGAACAUCCUGAACAGCAUAAAGUUCAACAUAAAGCUGUCUGUCAAGAAAAUCCACGAAGAAGUGGACAAGACAGCAUGGCUUCUCCCACCACAGGCUCUUAAUGCCUACUACCUCCCGAACAAGAACCAAAUGGUUUUUCCUGCCGGCAUCCUUCAGCCCACUCUCUACAACCCUGAUUUUCCACAGUCCCUGAACUACGGCGGGAUAGGAGCUAUCAUUGGACAUGAGCUAACACAUGGAUACGAUGACUGGGGGGGCCAGUAUGAUCGCCAUGGCAACCUCAAACAGUGGUGGACGGAGGAGUCCUACAGGAAGUUCCAGAAGAAGGCGGAAUGUAUCGUCAAACUCUAUGACAACUUCACUGUAUAUACCCAGAGGGUCAAUGGCCGUCUAACACUGGGGGAGAACAUAGCGGAUAUGGGAGGACUGAAGUUAUCGUACUAUGCAUAUCAGAAGUGGGUGAGGGAAUAUGGUCCAGAGAGGCCUCUGCCCGGCCUCAAAUACACACACGAACAGCUGCUUUUCAUUGCCUUCGCACAGAACUGGUGCAUGAAGAGGAGGUCCCAGUCCAUCUACCUACAGCUGCUAACGGACAAACACGCACCAGAGCACUACAGGGUGAUCGGCAGUGUCUCCCAGUUCGAUGAGUUUGCCCGUGUUUUCCACUGUCCAAAGGGAUCCCCGAUGAACCCUGUGGACAAAUGCUCCGUCUGGUGA